AUGACCGUCGGUGAGAUAAAAGGGAAAUCUAAAGUUGAGGAUAGUUCUGAAAAGAAAAACCAAAAGCCAGUCGAAAAGAUAGACAUUGCACUUUUGGAGGAAGACGACGACUUCGAGGAGUUUCCAGCUCAUGCUUGCGUAGAAGGCCAUCCUAACGAAGAAGCUACUGUCUGGGAAGACAACUGGGAUGAUGAUAUUGUGGAUGAUGAGUUUACUCAUCAUUUAAGAGCUGAGUUCCAAAAACAGGGAAAAGCCUUCGUUGUACCUGAAAUCUCUGCGAAUUUGGAUUGA
Messenger RNA from Schistosoma margrebowiei, 291 nucleotides. The record is from the annotation of a GenBank genome assembly. NCBI's taxonomy places the organism in Eukaryota, Metazoa, Platyhelminthes, Trematoda, Strigeidida, Schistosomatidae.